GCACUUUUACCCCCUUAUUUUCUUAUAAAAAUUUCAGCUUUCCCGCCCACUGAAUUUUCCUCCCAAAUUUCUUCUUUCUCUCUCACUCACACACAGAGUAGAUGCAGCCAAAUCCUCUUUGUAUCAAUAUCUAGCAGUUUAGGGGGUACCCAUUGAGCCAAAAAUGCCUGAUUUUGGCAUUCUUUUGGAUUCUCCAUUGCCAUCAGUACCAGAAGAAUCAUUGCCUUCAUCUUUAGCUUUGAUUUCUUGCCCAAAUCUAGAAGUUUGUUGUGAAUCUGAUACCCAAAUGCAGGAACUAGUUUCUGACCGAAAUUCCCAGCUGGGGUUCCCUAUUUUGCUCAAAGAAGACGAGUUGAAGCUGGAAAACAAUGGGUGUGUUGAGUUGGUACAGAAAGAGGACGAGUUGAAACUAUUGACACCCAAAUCCAGUGAAUCUGAUACCCAAAUGCAGGAACUAGUUUCUGACCGAAAUUCCCAGCUGGGGUUCCCUAUUUUGUUGAAAGAAGACGUGUUGAAACCGGAAAACAAUGAGUGUGUUGAGUUGGAACAGAAAGGGGAGGAGUUGAAACUAUUGAUAUCCAAAACCAGUGAUUCUGAUACCCAAAUCCAGGUACUAGUUUCUGACCGAAAUUCCCAGCUGGCGUUCCCUAUUUUGCUGAAAGAAGACGAGUUGAAACCGGAAAACAAUGGGUGUGUUGAGUUGGAACAGAAAGAUGAGUUUAAACUGGAAAAUAAUGGUUGUGGUGAGUUGGGAAUCAGGGUAUUAAUACCCAAAUCGAGUCAAUCUGAUACCCAAAUUGAGCAACUAGUUUCUGACCCAAAUUCCCAGUUGGGGUCUCCUAUUUUGCAGAAAGAAGACGAGUUGAAACUGGAAAAUAAUGGUUAUGGUGAGUUGGGAAUAAGGGAUUUGAUACCCAAAUCCAGUCAAUCUGAUAUCCAAAUGCAGGAACUAGUUUCUGACCAAAAUUCCCACUUGGUGUUCCCUUCUUUGCAGAAAGAAGAGUUGGAACCGGAUAACAAUGGUUGUGUUGAGUCGGAACAGAAAGAAGACGAGUUGAAACCGGAAAAUAAUGGUUGUGGUGUAUUGGGAGUAAGUGUUUUGAUAACCAAAUCCAGUGAAUCUGAUGCCCAAAUGCAGGAACUAGUUUCUGACAGAAAUUCCCAGCUGGGGUUCCCUAAUUUGCAAAUAGAAGACGAUUUGAAACCGGAUAACAAUGGGUGUGUUGAAUUGGAACAGAAAGAAGACCAGUUGAAACUGGAAAAUAAUGGUUGUGGUGAUUUGGGAAUCAGGGGUUUGAGGUCAAGUGGUGGUGGGUCGGUGGCGAAAAAGAGUUUGGAUGAGUUUGUUAAAGAUUGGGUUGAGAGGAAGGUCAAUGCUGGUGUAGAUAAACGCAAUUGUGUAUUGCCAUUCCUUAUUCAUGCUCCCAAAUCGGUUGAGUGCUCUGUUUGCCAAGGAUUAAUUUUUCCAGGUGAUGAGGUAGAAUGCUCUGUUCGAGAUUGUAUGGGAGUUUUCCACUUAGAAUGUGCUAAAGAAAGACUUGGGUUAUCUUCUCCCAAAAUGUUUAAGUGCCCUCAACAUGUAUGUUAUGUUUGUAAUAAAAAGAUACAUCUCUGGCGGUGCAUCAGAUGUCCACUAGCAUCACAUGAUAAGUGUGCAGCAUUUCCGGAGCACGUGGUUCAUUUAAAUGAUCAGCCAGGGCGAGUUAUUUGUUGGAAGCAUCCAUCCGAUUGGCGUUUGGAGAAGCAUGAAGCCCCAGCAAGUAAUUUGGAGGAGAUAUUAACUAAUUUGCCUGUACCAUAUGUGGAGGAGGAGUUCAAGAUUGACAUGAAUUGGAAAGACAUGAUUGACAACAGAUCUGAACCACCUCCAUACGUGCAUAUCAAGAGAAAUGCUUACCUCAUUAAGAAAAAGCGUGAUGGCGUUAUUGCUGAUAUUGGGUGCACAAACUGCAAAUCCACAGAAUGCUUGGACAAUUGUGUUUGCAGGGUUCAAUGCAUAAGUUGUUCGAAGGCGUGCCAUUGCUCUGAUAUGUGCUCAAACAGACCAUUUCGGAGAGAUAGAAAGAUACAAGUUGUCAAGACUGAACUUUGUGGUUGGGGGGUAGUAGCAUCUGAAUCCAUAAACAAAGGUGAUUUCAUAAUUGAGUACAUUGGCGAAGUUAUUGAUGAUGCCUUGUGUGAAAAAAGGCUAUGGGACAUGAAAUACAAGGGAGUUCAAAAUUUCUACAUGUGUGAACUACGGAAAGAUUUCACAAUUGAUGCAACUUUCAAGGGAAACUUGUCCCGUUUUCUCAAUCAUAGCUGUGAUCCUAAUUGCAAAUUGGAAAAAUGGCAGGUUGAAGGUGAGACUCGAAUUGGUGUCUUUGCUGCUCGAUUCAUUGAAGUAGGAGAACCUCUGACCUAUGAUUACAGAUUUGUUCUGUUUGGUUCAGAAGUGAAGUGCCAUUGUGGAGCUUCGAAUUGUCAAGGAUAUCUUGGCAGCAAAAAGAAAAUCACAAGUAAACUGGACAUCAGCUGGGGUUCGAAACGCAAGAGAACAUCUACUUCUUGCCUCACCAUCAUUAAAUCGAAUUCAUGUUAGACUAUUAUUGUUUUAUUCGAUCAUUUUAGUAUGUAUUAUCGCGUUUUCUACAAAAAAUACAAUAAACCAAAAGAAAGCCAUUGCCAAAAGGAGAGGGAAAAAAGGAACAGAAAGAUUGUUGUUACAAGCAUUGUUACAUUGAUUUAUACUGGCAUUGUUGUUUCACUUUUAUUCUGAAAAAUAUGACAGAAUCCUUACAUUAUAAAGAUUAAGUUCUUUUCAUUUUA
Messenger RNA from Solanum stenotomum, 2808 nucleotides. RefSeq lists its product as uncharacterized. Bases 164 to 2581 code for a protein of 805 amino acids. Gene Ontology annotation, molecular function: histone H3K36 methyltransferase activity; protein binding. The transcript has 11 exons. Lineage: Eukaryota; Viridiplantae; Streptophyta; Magnoliopsida; Solanales; Solanaceae. Gene Ontology annotation, biological process: regulation of DNA-templated transcription. The record is from RefSeq and is a predicted model, not a curated record. Gene Ontology annotation, cellular component: nucleus; chromatin.